Molecule: messenger RNA, 1002 nt
Organism: Naegleria lovaniensis
Lineage: Eukaryota; Heterolobosea; Eutetramitea; Acrasida; Naegleriidae
Exons: 2
Coding region: 1-1002 (333 amino acids)
Biological process (GO): fatty acid metabolic process
Molecular function (GO): oxidoreductase activity, acting on the CH-OH group of donors, NAD or NADP as acceptor; NAD+ binding
Source: RefSeq, a predicted model, not a curated record
AUGCUCCGUCGUUGUGUUCAGAAGAAUGCCGCGCACAUCAAAAACAUGAUGAUGAGCUCUCAAAUCAUCACGGCUCAACGAGCGAACUACAGCACUGCUCAAUCUCAACAUUCACUUCCAAAAACCUUUGGCGUUAUUGGUGCCGGUCAGAUGGGAGGAGGUAUUGCUUUGGUUGCAGCCAUGAACGCUAAAAUCCCUUCCGUUCGUGUUCAUGACGUUUCUCCUCAAUCCAUUGACAAGUGUAAAAAGUUGAUCCAGACCUUGUUGGAUAAGUAUGUUCAAAAAGGAACAUUGACUGCUGAGGAGAGACAAAUUAUUCUUUCCGAAAGACUCUCCUUCUCAUCGGGAACUGAUUUGAGUAAAUUAGCUUCGGGAUGUGAGUUUAUUGUGGAGGCUGCCACUGAACAAACGGAAUUGAAAUUGGGCUUGUUCAAGGACUUGUCUCAAUUGGUUCAUUCCAAUAACAGUGCUGAAACUAGCAAGACCAUUCUUGCUACGAACACAUCCUCUAUUUCAAUUACCAAGAUUGCUUCUCAAACAUUGGAUCCAUCCACAGUGAUCGGAAUGCACUUUAUGAAUCCAGUACCAGUCAUGACACUUGUUGAAAUUAUUAGAGGACUUCAAACAUCAGAUCAAACCUAUGAGAGAACAACUCAAUUAGCCCAUGCCAUGAACAAGACUUGUACUCUCUCCAUUAAGGAUUCUCCAGGAUUUAUUGCCAAUCGUAUUUUGAUGCCAUAUAUUAAUGAAGCUGUCAAUGUUUUGCAUGAAGGUAUUGCAACUGUUGAAGAUAUUGACAAGACAAUGAAAUUGGGAACCAAUGUUCCAAUGGGUCCAUUAACAUUGGCUGAUUUUAUUGGUUUGGAUACAUGUUUGGCAAUCAUGAGAGUCUUGUAUACUGAAUUUGCGGACAGUAAAUACAGACCAUCUCCAUUGUUGGUAAAGAUGGUGGAAGCUGGAUGGUUGGGAAAGAAGACUGGAAGAGGUUUUUACAAGUAUUAA